AUGGCAACAGAAGCACAGAUCAAGACACUCGGCUCGCCCGUCAAGUUCCACUUCUCCGGUCUGACGGCGCCCAACCGAUUUGCCAAGUCAGCAAUGACAGAGCGACUCUGUCAUGCUACCAACGGUAAACCCAGUGAAGCCUACCUCGAGAUCUAUAGAGAAUGGGGCAGAGGUCAGACGGGUACCAUCAUCCUCGGUAACAUCCCCGUCGAUGUCAGAAGCAAAGAGGCUGUUGGCAACUUUUGCUUGGACCGUGGCAAUGAUCGUUGGGAUGCAGUGACCGAGACCGAAAAAGUCGUCAAAGUCACAAAGGCUUAUGGCUCGCUCUGUAUUGGCCAGCUCACCCACGGCGGAAGACAGACGCCCAAGCAUAUCAACCCCGAGCCUGUCUCUUCGAGCGAGACGCAAUGUCCGCCUGCGAUGGGCAACGACUAUGGCGUUGCGCGUGCAAUGACAGAGGAAGAGAUCCUAGAUCUCAUCGAUCGCUUCGCUUGGGCUGCAGAAGUGCUCUACAAGUCAGGCGCUGAUGGCGCGCAAUUGCAUGCCGCCCACGGCUACCUCCUUUCGCAGUUCCUCAGCCCGAGGAUCAACAAGAGGACAGAUCGAUGGGGCGGUCCCCUCGAGAACCGAUCUCGCAUCCUCUUUGAAGCGGCAAAGGCGAUCCGCAAGCGUGUACCGGACGAGAAGUUCAUGCUGGCCAUCAAGAUCAACUCUGCCGACUUUGCCGACGGCGGCUUCACUGCCGAAGAAUCAAAGAUCACCGUUCAGAAGCUCGAAGAGUACGGCUUUGACCUCAUCGAACUUUCUGGCGGCACGUACGAAUCUCGAGGCUUCGAGCACAAGAAAGAGUCAACGAUUGCUCGCGAAGCCUACUUUGUCGAAUUCGCAAGCCAGUUCAAGGUAGCUCUCAACAAGGCCACUUUGCUCGUCACGGGCGGAUUCAGAUCGGCAAAAGCAAUGGCGCAGGCGAUCGACGAAGGCUCGACUGAUAUGGUUGGACUCGCUCGCCCUCUCUGCGCAGAGCCAGAUCUGCCUAAGCUCAUCCUGAGCGGCAAGAGCACUGGCGCUCGCGAGAACAAGGUCGACGCGAGCAAGCAAACGCCCACAGCCAUUCUUCAAAUCCACGCGAUGGGAGAAGAUCGACCCAUCUAUGACCUCAGCAAGCAAGACACUGUAGACCAGCUGAUGAAGAUACUCGACAAGAAAGAAGCGCCGCCUCAUCCAGAUGGCGUCGACUACCCACCCAUGUAA
Messenger RNA from Mixia osmundae IAM 14324, 1251 nucleotides. RefSeq lists its product as uncharacterized. The coding region runs from base 1 to 1251 and encodes 416 amino acids. Lineage: Eukaryota; Fungi; Basidiomycota; Mixiomycetes; Mixiales; Mixiaceae. The record is from RefSeq and is a predicted model, not a curated record. Gene Ontology annotation, molecular function: oxidoreductase activity; FMN binding. The transcript has a single exon.